Molecule: messenger RNA, 4124 nt
Organism: Acipenser ruthenus (sterlet)
Lineage: Eukaryota; Metazoa; Chordata; Actinopteri; Acipenseriformes; Acipenseridae
Product: pannexin-2-like
Exons: 4
Coding region: 914-3214 (766 amino acids)
Biological process (GO): positive regulation of interleukin-1 production; monoatomic cation transport
Molecular function (GO): channel activity
Source: RefSeq, a predicted model, not a curated record
GUGUCUGUGUUCAGCAGUGUCUGUGAUGUGGAAUGGGGAUGGUGUGUGUCUGUGUUCAGCAGUGUCUGUGAUGUGGAAUGGGGAUGGUGUGUGUGUUCAGAAGUGUCUGUGUUGUGGAAUGGGGAUGGUGUGUGUCUGUGUUCAGCAGUGUCUGUGUUGUGGAAUGGGGAUGGUGUGUGUGUGUGUGUUCAGCAGUGUCUGUGUUGUGGAAUGGGGAUGGUGUGUGUGUUCAGCAGUGUCUGUGAUGUGGAAUGGGGGUGGUGUGUCUGUGUUCAGCAGUGUCUGUGUUGUGGAAUGGGGGUGGUGUGUGUCUGUGUUCAGCAGUGUCUGUGUUGUGGAAUGGGGAUGGUGUGUGUGUGUGUGUUCAGCAGUGUCUGUGUUGUGGAAUGGGGGUGGUGUGUGUGUGUGUGUUCAGCAGUGUCUGUGUUGUGGAAUGGGGAUGGUGUGUGUGUUCAGCAGUGUCUGUGAUGUGGAAUGGGGGUGGUGUGUCUGUGUUGUGGAAUGGGGAUGGUGUGUGUCUGUGUUCAGCAGUGUCUGUGAUGUGGAAUGGGGAUGGUGUGUGUGUUCAGCAGUGUCUGUGUUGUGGAAUGGGGGUUGUGUGUGUGUGUGUGUUCAGCAGUGUCUGUGAUGUGGAAUGGGGGUGUUGUGUCUGUGUUGUGGAAUGGGGAUGGUGUGUGUGUCUGUGUUCAGCAGUGUCUGUGUUGUGGAAUGGGGGUGGUGUGUCUGUGUUGUGGAAUGGGGAUGGUGUGUCUGUGUUCAGCAGUGUCUGUGUUGUGGAAUGGGGAUGGUGUGUGUGUCUGUGUUCAGCAGUGUCUGUGUUGUGGAAUGGGGAUGGUGUGUGUCUGUGUUCAGCAGUGUGUGUGUUGUGGAAUGGGGGUGGUGUGUCUGUGUUCAGCAGUGUCUGUGAUGUGGAAUGGGGGUGGUGUGUGUGUCUGUGUUCAGCAGUGUCUGUGUUGUGGAAUGGGGGUGGUGUGUGUGUGUGUGUGUGUUCAGCAGUGUCUGUGAUGUGGAAUGGGGGUGGUGUGUGUCUGUGUUCAGCAGUGGCUGUGUUGUGGAAUGGGGGUGGUGUGUGUGUGUGUGUUCAGCAGUGUCUGUGAUGUGGAAUGGGGGUGGUGUGUGUCUGUGUUCAGCAGUGUCUGUGUUGUGGAAUGGGGAUGGUGUGUGUGUGUGUUCAGCAGUGUCUGUGAUGUGGAAUGGGGAUGGUCUGUGUGUCUGUGUUCAGCAGUGUCUGUGUUGCAGAGGUGAUGGUUUGAGGCUCCUGGGCUCACAGAAGGAUUCGGACGCUGGCAGUGCAGCGGCGCUCCCCGCCAGGCGAAUGCAGCACAUCAUCGAGCAGAACCCCGACAUGGCCACGGCUCUGCUCGCCGGGGAGAAGCUGCGGGAGCUCAUCCUGCCGGGGCAGCAGGAUGACCGGGCCGGGCCGCUGGCGGGGCUCCUGGUCCACAUCAAACUGGAGCUGCCCUUCGACCGCGUUGUCACCAUGGGAACCGUCCUCAUCCCCAUCGUGCUCGUCACACUGCUGUUCACCAGGAACUUCGCAGAAGAGUCGAUCUACUGCUACACUCCACACAACUUCACGCGAGACCAGGCCCUGUACGCCCGGGGGUACUGCUGGACAGAGCUGCGAGACGCUGUCCCGGGGGUGGAGCCCGCGCUCAGGCGCUCUCUAUUCCAACACAAGUUCCUCCCGUACGCCCUACUGGCCUUCGCUGGCAUCAUGUACAUCCCGGCGCUGGGCUGGGAGUUCAUGACCUCCACACGCCUCACCUCCGAGCUCAACUUCCUGCUGCACGAGAUCGACAACUGCUACCACCGGGCGGCCGAGGGCAGGGCCCCGAAGAUCGAGAAGCAGAUCCAGUCGAAGGGGCCCGGAAUCACGGAGCGGGAGCGCAGGGAGAUCAUCGAGGAUGCGGAGAAGGAGAAGAGUCCCGAGCAGAACCUGUUUGAGAAGUACCUGGAGCGCCGCGGCCAGAGCAACUUCCUGGCCAAGCUGUACCUGGCGCGCCACCUAGUGAUCGUCUUCCUGAGCUCCAUCCCCAUCUCCUACCUCUCCACUUACUACGCCACGCAGAGGCAGAACGAGUUCACCUGCGCGCUGGGAGAGCCCCCCGACGUGAGCAGCGCCGCCCCGCUGGUGAUCCAUGUGAACUGCAAGCUCCCGGCCGUGCAGCUGCAGAGGAUCCUGUCCGCGGUGGACAUCUCCCUGCUGAGCUUCAUCAACCUCAUCAUCCUGGUGAACCUGCUGCACCUGUUCAUCGUGCGCAAGUCCAACUUCAUCUUCGACAAGCUGCACAAGGUGGGCAUCAAGACCAAGCGGCAGUGGCAGAAGUCCCAGUUCUGCGACAUCAACAUCCUGGCCAUGUUCUGCAAUGAGAACCGCGACCACAUCAAGUCCCUGAACCGGCUGGACUUCAUCACCAACGAGAGUGACCUCAUGUACGACAACGUGGUCCGCCAGCUCCUGGCAGCACUGGCCCAGUCCAACCACGACACCACGCCCACCAUGCGGGACUCGGGGGUCCAGACUGUGGACCCCAGCGUGGACCCCGCAGCUUUCACAGAGGGGGAGCUGGGAGUCAUCAAGAGACCCCGCAAGAAGAUGAAGUGGAUCCCAAGCUCCAAUCCUCUGCCCCAGUCCUUCAAAGAGCCGCUCGCUCUCAUGAGAGUGGAGAACAGCAGCAAGCCUGACAAACCCAAACCCGUCCGUCGCAAAACCACCGCGGACACCCUCAUAGCACCCCUGCUGGAGUCCAGCGCCAAGAGCACACAGCACCCGCCCAGCACUAAAGGGAUUCUCAGCUCCGUCGGUGUCGACAGAGUGAUUGAGAAGAAGCACUCGAGGCACUUCUCCCUGGACGUGCACCCCUACAUGCUGGGCACCCGCAAGCCCAAACCGGAGGUGCCCAUCCCCAGCCCCCACACCCAGGAGGCAGGCCGCGGGCACACCGUCGUCUCCAUCGCAGACAGCAAGGAGAGCCGAGCCGAGCCUGGCUUCCCCUCCCAGCCCUGCCGGACCCUGCCCAGUGCUGUCUACAUCAACGGGAGCACCAGCAGCCUUCCUGCUGCUGCAUCUGAGGAGCCCGAGAGCAAGGGCCCGGGCUUCAACAGGAACCCCACCCACCCCGUGCUGAACCACCCCCCGCUGUACGAAAAGGAGGAGCCCCCACUGAGCAUAGAGAGGACUGGAGAGCUCCUGACUGCAGGGCAGUACUGAGGCACACACCCUGCACCCAGCACCCUGCACACGAGCAGCCCCUGAGAGGAGUGGAGAGGAGAGGACGGGAGAGCUCCUCACUGCAGGGCAGUACUGAGGCACACACCCUGCACCCUGCACACGAGCAGACCCUGAGAGGAGAGGAGAGGAGAGGAGAGGACAGGAGAGCUCCUCACUGCAGGGCAGUACUGAGGCACACACCCUGCACCCUGCACCCUGCACACGAGCAGCCCCUGAGAGGAGAGGAGAGGAGAGGACGGGAGAGCUCCUCACUGCAGGGCAGUACUGAGGCACACACCCUGCACCCUGCACCCUGCACACGAGCAGCCCCUGAGAGGAGAGGAGAGGAGAGGACGGGAGAGCUCCUCACUGCAGGGCAGUACUGAGGCACACACCCUGCACCCUGCACCCUGCACCCGAGCAGCCCCUGAGAGGAGAGGACGGGAGAGCUCCUCACUGCAGGGCAGUACUGAGGAAUCUCACACACUGCUGAACAUUCACACUCACUCAGAGAUACACAGAAAGCAGGUUCCAAUAGAAAGCUGCCUGCAGGCCACUCUCUCCACACAAAUAACACAAGCUAACUUUCCAUUGCAAUAUACAUCAGGGACAUAGAGGAAUGAAACAGGAGCUGAACACAGAAACAGCAGUAUAAUAAAAUAAAUACUUGCCAUGAUCCAGGGACUGAGAAUUCAUUCACAUGCCUGGUCCUGAUGAGCACCUUGCAUCUGAGGAGAGGGGGUCAGGACAGCCUCCUCCAGACUGUGAUCCACACACUGGGGUUCAGGACAGCCUCCUCCAGACUGUGAUCCACACACUGGGGUUCAGAUGAGCCUCCUCCAGACUGUGAUCCACACAGUGGGGUUCAGGACAGCCUCCUCCAGACUGUGAUCCACACACUGGGGUUCAG